Caretta caretta (loggerhead turtle) is the source of this 9442-nucleotide messenger RNA. Lineage: Eukaryota; Metazoa; Chordata; Testudines; Cheloniidae. The record is from RefSeq and is a predicted model, not a curated record.
GCCAGCCGCUGAGCCCCCUUGGCGGGGCUCGGGCUUUCAGCACCGCGGAGAGCUCCCCGCGGCGGGCCGGCCGGCCCCGGGCAUGGCCAGCGCGCAGCAAGGCGAGAAGCAGCUUUUCGAGAAGUUCUGGAGAGGGACCUUCCAGGCCGUGGCCACGCCGAGACCCGGGAGCGUCAUCGCCGCCAGCAUCGCCGCCCGCAAGCCGCCGCCGAGCACUGAGACGCCGAGCUGCCUGUCAUGCCCAACGGAGGAGAGACGCUUGGAAAAGCCGCAUGGAAACACAGCUCAGGAGGCCUCCAGCACCAAUGGCUGUGUGAAAGGAAAGGACAGCAGACAGUACGCCCACCACAGAUCCCGCAGCCCCUCACACGAUGAGGAGUACACGCCACCACCCCCAUCCCGGGGGAAGAAAAAGAAAAAGAAAUCUACACGUAAGAAGAGGAGGAGGUCUCCAUCGUAUAGCCCCUCGCCUGUGAAGAAGAAGAAGAAGAAGAAGAAAAGCUCAAAGAAACGAAAAAGAAACAGGUUAUCUUCAAAGAAGAGAAGACACAGCUCCUCAAGCCCAAAAAGUAAAAGAAAGGAAGAAAGAAAACACAAAAAACACUUCAGCUUCCAUCCGCUGGAUCUCGGGCCGCCUUUGUCUGCUCGAUUAAUGAACAGCUUUCUUUCCACUCUCAAAAGCUCUCGUAGCCGGCCACGAAAAUCCCACCGCCACCGCCAUCGCCAGUACCACUCUCGCUCGGAGAGCUCCGAUUCCCUCUCCUCUAGCUGCCAAAGCAGGCACAGAGGCAGGUCUCGGGAGGAAGGCCAUAAAGCAAGACGAAGACGCUCCCAUCACUGUUCAAAGAGCACUGAGAAGCGAAGCAUCUCUGCAGAGGGUCAGGCCAGCCAUUCCCCCAGCCAAACCCUUCAGAUCUACAGCUUCCUCUCGGCUAAGGAAGUAAUCUCUCAGUCGGGGUCAUCUGCUGACCUCUUUACCAAAACAGACAGCCCGCUUGGCAACCUAGCCAGUCGGAAUGGAGGGGCCCAUGAAUCUGACUCAGGAAACGAUACUUCCUCCCCUCCCUCCACUCAGAAAAGCUCAGCCAGGCCAAAGGACAGCCAGGAGAAAAGAAGCCUAGCCCACAAUGGCUUUGGCCGUGCCUUCUCACCUGGGAAGCCCAAAUUGGCCAACAGCGAUAACAGCUCUGAUUCAGGAAAUUCCUUCACCAGUUGUUUUUCCCAGAGCAAGGGAACAACUUUGGAAAAUCUCUCUCCAGAUGACAAGGGACAGGAUCAAAGAGGAUUCCUGUCCCCGUGUCUCGCCUGCUUGGAGGUGAAGAAGCAGAGCCCCCUACAUUUCCCGGACCGCAGCUCCCCACUGAGACCGUGCUCCCGCAGCGUGUCGUACACCAGCACAGGGAGGUCCUCCCGUGGCUCCAGUCGCUCUGCCCACUCCCGCUCGUUGCGUCACAAGGCCACGCCCAGGUACUCCCGAAGCAGAUCCUGCUCCUCAGGGAAAAGGUCCUAUUCACGUUCCCCCAGCUACUCAUCCAAGUCCUGCAAAAGAAGCCCUGGAAGCAGGAACUCCAGACUGCGUCGGAGCCCCAGUUAUUCCCGCUACAGCCCUGGCAGGGACCGCGCGAGAGAGCACAAGUACAGCUCCAGCGAGAAGGAGUCCCAGCGGGACAGGCGGCGGCGGAGGUCCUACUCGCCCAUGAGGAAACGCAGGAGAGAUUCUCCCAGCCACCUGGAAGCUCGCCGCAUCACGAGUGCCCGGAAACGCCCCAUCCCGUACUACAGGCCCAGCCCUUCCUCCUCCAGCAGCCUCAGCAGCUGUUCCUCCUGGUACAGCAGUGUUAGCCGCUCUCCUGGCCGCAGCUACUCCAGCUACAAGACCAGCCGGAGCAGAAGCUGGAGCAGCAGCAGUGACAGGAGCCGGAGCCGGAGCCGGAGUUCGGGCCCAAGGAGCAGCCGCAGCAGGAGCAAGAGUUACGGCUCUGCGGACAGCUAUGACAGCCUGCGGCGCUAGGGCAUCCCCCUCCCUGCUGCGUGUGUCGGGGUCGUCUCUUUCAAUUCCUCUCUCCUCCAGCCUCCCUGGUGAUAGCUUAUUAUUUCAUGUUUCUGUUGUGGCAUCCACCAGCCCCCCCUGUUGUGCCGGGCGCUGCACCCGCAGAGGCAGACGUGGGCCUGGCUGCUCCAGAGAACACGUGGGCAGAGAGGGAGGAUCUGUGCUUUGCAGAGGCUGUGUUGAUUAUAAACCAGCCUCCCCCACCCAUUCCUGGCCUAUCUCCAGGGAAGCAUUUGCCUGCGGCUAAUCCAGGGCGGGAGUUUAGCUUCUUGCUUUUCCCUGGCCAGCAGAUAGCAAGCACCAAUUGGCUGGUGGGGAGAGAGGAGGGAGAGAAAUAAUUUAAAAGAAACUCUCUUCAAGGCUUUUGGGCCGGGCAGAAAGAGUCCGGGUCUGGCCCUGCUUCUGUUGAGGUCAGUGGCAACGCUUCCCUUGACUCCAGCCUGCAGCCCCCCAAGCACUGCGAUGUGGCCUCUCCCCUACAAAGGGAAAAAAACCAGAGGCUUCUGCAGUAUCAAUUCACCUUCAUUGGAGGUGGCUUUCCCACUGUGCCCCUCCCGCGGGGAGGAAUAUUCAGUCGCCAUGGGUCAGCCAAUUCCUGCUGCGAAUGUGAAGGAAGAAAUUCUCCCGGGGAGUGGAUUGUUCGGAAGGGGCCAUUCCCUCGCCCCUCCUCUCCCCUCCCUUUUUAUAGCACGAGUUUGCUUCUCUUCCCCCCAGCAAUAUGAUCUGCUGGUGAUCGAGCUGGUGAGGCCUUAUGCGGAAGUGGGAACAAUCAAGGGCUGGGUGCUGGGAGGCCAGGCCAACAAUCGGGAAAUGCGAGGGAGCAAAGUCCCUUGAGAAGCGUCAGGCAGCGCGUCUCCUGUGAGCCCUCAGCCCCAGAGCUCUCCAGGGCUCCCACUUUGGUGGCUGUUUUUCUCACAGGAGCUCUGUGCUGUGCAAAGGAAUCCCCGGCAGGGAGGUGGGAGUGAGGUUCCGGGUCCUUUUGGGUACCGGGUCACAUGGGCAUGGGAAAUUCCAAUGAAGCAUAUUCGUACGUAGCCCUCAGGCAGGGGUGAAAGUAACUUAAACUCUUAAAGGACUUACCGGUAUGCCGGAGUCCUGAGCAGGGGGCGGGGCCUCAACUGGAAGAGGCGGGGCCUUUAAAUCCACGGGCCCUUUAAAUUGAGGUUUAAAGGGUCCGGGGCUCCGGCUGCGGUAGCCCUGGGCCCUUUAAAUCACCGCCAUAGCAGUGGCUGCAGCGGUGGCCGGGAGCCCCGGGGCUCGGAUGGCAAUUUAAAGUGCCUGGGGCUUCCAACCGCCGCUACCCAGCAGAGUCCCGGGCCCUUUAAAUCGCAGCCUGAGCCCCGGGGCUCCAGCAGCAGGGCUCCAGCGGCGGUUGAAAGGGCCCAGGGCUCUGGCUGCUGCUGGGAGCCUGAGGCCCUUUAAAUGGCCUGCCUGGGGAAGCUCCCCCUGCCGGUACGGUCAGCUGUGUACCAGCUCUUGCUGGUAUGCCGUGCCGUGCCGUACCGUACCGGCUUACUUUCACCUCUGCCCCCAGGAGCUCCAGUCAUGGGCCCCAUUGUGCCUGGUGCUGUACAAACACAGGAGGAAGGUCUCUGUCUGAAAGAGCUUAUAGUUUGUGACCUCAACUCCUCCAGCCUUCCCUGCGCCCCCAAAGGUCAGCUCCCAUGUAAUACAAUGCCUGGCCCAGAGCUGCUCAAACCACCAACACAAAGCAGUGACUGACAGCCCCCUGUCCCACAGGUGGCUGGUGUUGGCGCGGCAGCCCUAGGGCAGGAGAGGGGUGGCUUGUGGGAUGGGGCAGGAGAGCACUGCUGCUGGGCCUUCGUUCCCCCCCCCACACACACACACGUGCUUUAACACAGCCAGCUGCCAGGGGGAACCCCUCUUCACAAAGCAGAGAGCGCAGGGUUAAAAACGGCCCAGCGACUGGGAACAAAAUAACUAAUCAAUCCCCAACUGUCACCCAGGAGACAGCUGAGAAGAGUGGCUGCCCUGCUCCUAAAUUCCUUACUCUGCGCACCAGAGCCCGACCCUUGUUGGAAAUUCCUCUGAGAGAUGUAGAGUGACAGGCACAGCGACCCAUAGCUGAACAUGCUGGCAUCCCGGCCCUCCCUCCCCAGAUGCAUACCCCAAACAUUGUAAGCAGGGGCACCAGGCCUCUAGGAAAGAAUUAGCAGCCCCCGCACUUUUACCCACAUGCAAGGCAACGGAACGUUUUCUAGGCCAUGCGUUCGACGCCGCUCUAAGGAAUUUGGUUUCAGUUCCAAGCAGAGGGUUACAACUUGCGCCCGGGGCUGGCUGGGGGAGAAUGCAUCCAAAGUAACCUUUCCCUGCCCUUUGCAGCCGUGCAGGAGGUAAUGCAGAGCUGCUACACCUCCCCCCAUCCUCCACGGAGAUCUCUGAAGCAGCUGCUGCAUGGAGCACUUUACUUUCUGGUCUAGUCAGACAAAUACUCAGGUGGAGAGGGGGGCGAGCCCAAGGAGGAAGAAGCAGGAUCUAGGAAAGAGGGUGUACCCAUCAAUUGCCCAUUUCCUGACCAGCCCCGGGCACUUUUUUGGGAGGGCAGCGGUCGUCCUUCCAGACUCUGUGCCAGGCCUGCCUUUGUUUUCUCGUUGCAAUGAUUGCCAGCCCAGCCGCUGUGCAAUUCCUGUGAUUCGCUGCCUAACAAAGGCCUCUCGCAGGUGCAGGCUCAAUUGGCAUUGGAGAGUUUCUUUUUCUUGCAGCAGCUGGGUGCUUAGAGCAGCUAAUUUGGGAUUAAGACGUUUGUUCCCCCCCUUCCCUCCCCUCUCCCCACGCCACACAACUACUGUCCCAGUUAGUCCUAAUGACACAAGGACGUACGGCCUCAAGUGUUCUGAGGGGCUGAGCAGAAAGUUGAUCUGCCCCAUUGCGGAGGAGACGGAAGACUGUACGUGUAAAGAGACGCACAGCCACCGGUUCAAGAGCUACCUGCACCCCUGAAUCAUGGAGUCAUAAAGUGAACAGGCAAAGAAGUAACCUGAAUGGGAGGUUUUUGCGUGCAGUAAAUAGGGAGAGAGAGAUGUGGCUCAACAGCCUUGUGCCCCUCACGGCUAUUAGCCGCUGUUCUUUCCAGUGGUCCAUAUUUCCAGUAAUAUGCAGCCGUUGGGUGAGGGGAGGGAAUUGCAUAUCUCCUUUUCUAGACGUUACACAGUCCCUCUGCCUUCAAUGUUUUGCACCAAAAUCUAACUUGGAAGGAAUGAAGACCCUUGCUCCCCAUGCCCAGCACGCUCUCCCAGUCUGAUACUCAAGCACAUCACACCUUUGUUUGAGCAGUAGGAUGCAGCUGCAGUUAUUGGAGGCCUAGAACAUUUGACCGAGGUCUAACUCCACCACUGUUGCAAGAAUAAACCCUGCAUGCGUUGAAUACCCAACCAGGUCUGGUGCAAUUAGGUCAGGCAGUUCAAAGGAGGUGCAGAAAAGGGGUUUUGUAAAACUGGUGUAAAUAGUAAAACAUUGUGUUGACUUGACUUCCUUACUGAUGGGGAUCUACGAACAAAGCUCCAUGUCCUGCACUCAGUCCAUGUGGAUGGGAGUAGCCUCCAUGGACCAACGGUAAAGAGAUGGCUCUUAGGAGCACGCUGAGCCUGCAGUGUCCUUCGCGUGGGCCUGCUGAUCCACUCAACAAGGACUGCCUCUCAUCAUACUAUCCCAUGGCAGCUAAAACUCCUUAGGUUUCCCAAUCAGACUUGUAUUGGAGUAAACCUGUUAAAUUAUUUAUUAUUAUUAUUGUGAUUAUUAUUCUAUUUUUAAUUCUAUGUCAGACUGGAUGCAAUUGGUCACCGUUAACAGUAUUUAUUUAUUAUAUUUUUGGAAUGAUAAGUUAUUUUUGGAUUUGUUUGUUUGUUUCAAUAUCUCCAUGUCCCCUUGCAAGCGCAAAGGAUAGCCUCAGAACUCUAUGAUUGCUUUGCGUUCAGGCCCAGUAUUGACGUAUGUGACUGUAGCUCGUGUUAAAGUGGGUGGUAAGGCAAAGCGGAAUAAAGUCCACUUUAUUGUGAUAGAAGGAUGGGGGUGAAAGGUUAACGGGCAUCAGAAGGACACUCUGUGUAGUCUUUUCCCAUUGAAAAUUAGGAUUCAUCACAAACUCUUUAUCCACCCUUCUCUGUGCUGGAGUACAAUGGACAUGAAUGAUGAUGGGCACAUGAAUGGUGAUGGAUUCUAUUUAUGCACCACAAGUCUGUGAUCUCACAGAGGAUAUGGCAAGAAUCCUGCUGGUUAAAUGGGAGAGGGGAGGGAAAUUUGCAAUCCUGCAAAGGGAUAUCACAGAACAGCUCUUUGCUAGAAGCAUAGGUGCCAGUUGGCUGAAAGGCAUAUUUCCCUCCUCUCCUUGACUCAGAGCACAAAAUGUAACCUGGCUUCUCUGAAGAAGAAACUCUGGUUCCCUCUGUGGUUGCCAGCCAUAGGACUUUUGUAUGUUGUUUGUUACCAAGGGAUGAUGUAGCUGUGGUAGAUAAAAAAAACAACAGUAUGGAAGAACCAGCAGUCCUGAAGAUGUUUCCAAAACCGAUCUCCAAGUGACAAAGCCCAGCCAAGUUAUGGGGUAGGUUGGUUUUUUUCACUUAUUGGUGGAGCUAUUUUAAUUUAACUUGAUGAAAUUUCCAGUACAGGCCAAAAGGCAGCCCUAAUUAUUGAUUGACAUUUGGGAUUUCUGCAGGUUUUCAAAAACCCCUCCAGCUUUUCUGUCAUUUGUGCCUUUUGCCAGAUGCUUUUUUUUUAAUGUUGUGUUGCUUGUUUGUUGCUUUUGAAGACUUUUUGCACCCUGACAUCUCCGAUUUCUGCCAAGGCGCUGCAAAAAAGCAUCCUUCGGUUAGUGGAAACGCAACUCGGUUGUACAUGGAUCGUGGCUAAUUUGAGGCUAGCCAGCUACUCCCGAGGGUGAGGGAUUCUUGAGGACGUUUGGAACUCUUCAGAUAGUUCUACAGGUUUCAUGAAAUAGUUAAACCUCCCUUCCUCUCUCUUGUUCCCAUAUCCCAAUGAAGUUUGAAAUGCUCCUACGUUCCUGAACCCAUGGACCCCACGAGGUUGUCAUUUGUAAAAUGAAGUGUUCUAAAUCAUGUUGCUCUGGGUUCUGUUAUUCCUAACUGUUCAUUGUGCUCUUUUAAUCGCUAAUAUCCCCCCCAAAAAAAAACAAACAAACAAACUGGAGUCCUCGUUGUCUUUCUGUCCUGACUCUCCAGAUCCUAUUUACGCCUCAGUACAGAACUCAGCUCUUCAGCUUCUGCGCUGAAGAGCAAGGAGUUGGAGCAGUGUUAAAGCUGCUCUCAGUGGGCUACCCACCUCAGGUCUUUUGCUUUACACUGGUUGUGAUGGUUUAAAUUUAUUUUAUUUGCAAGUUAUACCAAACUAUUGUCUGCAAGCAGCCGAUCAAUGUUAUUUUGCUAUGCAUUGUACAUAUAGUGAAGAGGCUAAGAGGACUUAGCCUGUUAUUUAAUAUUUAUUUCUUCUAUUUAUUGAGCAUUAUUUAAAGAUGAUAUUUGGGACCUGCCAUUGGGGGCCUCACAGACUGGAGCCUGUAAAUUUGGGGUGUUGCCAUCUCCAUUGGGUGUGGGGGCAUUGUAAAAGAGGUGACUGAUGAAACCAUCGAAUGAAAUGGACUCUGUCAAAAUGGAGGCUUCAGACAGACAAAUUGGGUUCAGAUUGAGCUAGAAUGCCAGUAACUCAUAGGGAAGCCUCAUUUAGAUGGAAACGAAUAGCAGAGGGGAAAAUUAAUGAAUAAUUUAAUUUCUGUUAAAGUCACAGCUCCUUGAAAAGGUAUUUUAGGUAUCUGGAAGCAACUGUUUAGCCUGUAAUUUGAGGCACUAAUAGGAAGAUUAGACUGGCUCUUCUCCCUCCAUGUUUUAAUAGAGCUUCCUAGAUUGUUGAAUAGCCCCUGUAUCUAUCUGGACACUUCUACGGCCAACUUCACGUGAGCAUCUGAGCACCUCCCAGCCAUUCACGGAUUUUAUCCUCAGGAGGGAAGCAGUAUCACUGUUUUACAGGUGGGGACCUGAGCACAGGGUAGGUUAAGUGACUUCCUCAAGGUCACCCAGGGCGUUAAUGGAACCCAGCUGUCCCGAUCCCAGUCCAAAGCACUGUCUAUUAGAGCGCCCUUCCUCUUAUUGUUCCCUGCUUUGACUCUCCCCACAUGCUCCAUAUUGGAGCUGCUAACUUUCCAUAUUGGGGAGCGGGGUGGGAAUCCUUUGCGGCCUUGACUGCAGUGGGUUUUUUAGCCAGCUGUGCAGCUGCACUCCUGCAAACCUCUAGUGUAGUCCAUGUAAACCAUGACGUGCCUCAGAGCAGCUUAUCCUGGUUUGAAACCAUGGGACAUGCUAAACAGUGUGGCCCAGCUCUUUGGUGGAUGUAAACCAGUGUAGCUCCAAAGUCAAUAGCAGCCCUCCCAUUAACUUCAGGGGGAACUGUUUGGCACUUUAUGGCCAAGAUUUUCAAAAAUAGCUAUUUAAAGUUAGACUCCUUUGGGCCAGAUUUUAAAGGUAUUUAGGUUUCUAACUCCUAUGGAAGUGUGGCACCUAAAUACCUUUAAAAAUCUGGCCCAUAGUGCAUAUUUGGGUAUCAAAAUAAGUGUCUUGAUUUUCAUAGGUGUUGAACCAACCAUAGUUCCCGUUGACUUCAUUCAGUGAUGUCAGGUGCUUGGCCUUCCUGAAAAUCAGGACACUUAUUUAGGAGACGAAAAAUAUGGAUUUAGGUGCCUAAUUCAAGGCAUUCAGGUUGGAAUAUUUUGACCCUAGUCCUCACUGUCCAGUAGAUUUUAUGGCUUCCAUAACAGGAAAUCAAUAGGUCAUAUGACUUUUGUUGUGGCACAAAAAUUUUCACGUGACAAAGAGAGAAGGUCAUUGCUAAAAGUCCUGGAGCUUCACAUAUUACAAUAAACCAUUCAGUUUAGAAAGAAAAACAAUGCAUGGCUCCCUGACUAAGGGACAGGUGCCUUUCCUCCGGUGGCCUAGUCACUGAUGAAGACCUCUCACUCUCAGAUUUCUGGCACACCAAAUCCAGCAGGAGCCAACAGAAGGGUCCACUGCUGUUGACCUGCAAGGUCUCUGGUGAGCAGUCCCCCAGAUCCAACUGGCUUGGUGUUCUCAGGGCCCCAAUGGCAGGUUCAGUGUCAAAUACCAUUAACCGAAAACGUUUAGAACAAAGCAAAGAAGGGAGGAGAGCCGUUCUGGGAAUAGUAUGUCUCCAUCACUCUUCUCUGUUGGUCGACCACUACCAAAUUAUACAGACGCAUCUGAUCCUUUUAUGUCAUUGUAGAGCUACCUUUGAUCUCCACUGGAAAGCAUACUGUGGUCUUUAGUCUUCCUGAGGUAUUUAAUUUGUUAGCUUGGUUCAAAGAAAUAACAAGCAUUCAAAUAAAGGUUCUGACAGUAUUAGUUCUUGUUA